This is a messenger RNA of Cornus florida, 393 nucleotides long. Its product is annotated as co-chaperone protein p23-2-like. Gene Ontology annotation, cellular component: cytosol; nucleus. Gene Ontology annotation, biological process: chaperone-mediated protein complex assembly; protein folding. Gene Ontology annotation, molecular function: protein-folding chaperone binding; Hsp90 protein binding. The transcript has 3 exons. The record is from RefSeq and is a predicted model, not a curated record. The coding region runs from base 1 to 378 and encodes 125 amino acids. Lineage: Eukaryota; Viridiplantae; Streptophyta; Magnoliopsida; Cornales; Cornaceae.
AUGUCGUCGGUGAGUGAGAGUUGCCAUCCGGAGGUUCUUUGGGCUCAACGUUCUGAUAAAGUGUUCCUGACCAUUGCUUUACCUGAUGCAAAAAAUGUAUCCGUGAAAUGUGAGCCUGAGGGGUUAUUUAGUUUCUCUGCUGUGGGUGUGCAAGGUGAAUCCUUUGACUUCAGUUUGGAACUUUAUGGUAAAAUUGUACCCGAGGGCUGCAAAACUAACAUUGGGUUAAGGAACAUACCAUGCUCAAUUCAAAAAGAGCAGAAGGGUUGGUGGAAAAGAAUAUUGAAGUCUGAAGAAAAACCUGCUCCGUACCUUAAAGUUGAUUGGAACAAAUGGUGUGAUGAGGAUGAAGAGUCGAGCAGUUGUAAGUUUAUAUAGUGUCUUAUUGGUGUU